Messenger RNA from Meloidogyne enterolobii, 2132 nucleotides. Lineage: Eukaryota; Metazoa; Nematoda; Chromadorea; Rhabditida; Meloidogynidae. The record is from the annotation of a GenBank genome assembly.
UUAUGAAAAUAAACACAACAGACAAAACAAAUUUAAAUUCCUUAACUUCUUCAAGUACAAGUUUGGGUAAUUUAUUUGUUUCUAAUGAUAGAAAUAGUGCAACAUUAACUCAAGAUGGAGUUUCUGGCUCUGUUUUGCUUCUAAUUACUUUUUUAAAAUUAUUUUCUUCUUCAAAACAGGGGAAAAUAACGAAAGAAGGAAAUAAUAUAUUGAGGGUUAAUUAUGAUUACAGCAUUAUGGGAGAUAAACAGAUACAGCUUACUAUUCAUUGGGAUUCUAAAAGUCAUCAGAAAUUGGAUUUUUAUAAUUUCUAUUGGAAAAAGCCUACGGGUUUAAAUUCUUUACAGGAUUCAAUUAAUUUGGGAUCAGAUAAUUCUGUCCACUGGUAUGGGGGGAUGAAUACACACGAACAAUCUUGGCCAAUAAAAAAGAAUGAUUAUAAAUUGACAGAAUUUGUUACUAAUGAUGUUAUUCAAACUGGAGUAACUGGUCAAGAACGUUAUUGGCUUUCAUCAAAAAAAGUUGUGUUGAAUGUUCCUUGGAGUGUUCCGCUUUACACAUCAUUACAAAACAACGAAUUAGACUUACAAUCAAAAUUAGAUGAAGAUUCUUCUUUUUUACUUCGUAACAAUUUCCUUGAAUAUACUUUAGCUGUGCCUAAAGAAUGGGAUAAAAUUUCAUUAAAAGAUUUCCAUCAAGAAUGCUUUGAAUUAUUUUUAGCGGCACCAACUGCACAUCCAAGUUUGGAAAUAAUUAAUAAACCAAUUUGGUCAACUUGGGCUAAUUUUUGGAAGGCUGUUGAUCAAGAUGGGUUAUUAGAAUAUGCUAAACAAAUUUCUGAUAAUAAUAUGCCUAUUUCACAACUUGAAUUGGACGAUAUGUGGACUGUCACAUAUGGGGAUUAUCAAAUUGAUAAACGAAAAUUUUCUAAUUUUCCUGAAAUGUUAAAAAAGCUUGAAAAUGAAUUUGGAAUUAAAAGACUUAGUGCCUGGGUCCACCCAUUUGUUGAUGCUGACUCUGAAGUUGGAAAGGAUCCUGAAUUGCGUAAUAAAUUAUUUGUUAAAAACAGAGAUGGAGAUGUACCUCUUGUUUGGUGGUGGGAUUGCCCUGUUAAGCCAAGAGACCCAUCAAAACCUGUUGGGCCAACAAAUCCCGACAUAAAAGAACCUUGUUCUUAUGUUCUUGAUGUAACAAAUCCAGAAACUCGGGAAUGGUGGUAUAAACAAUUAGAAGCUAUGAAAGCGGAAGGAAUUUGUACCUUUAAAUUUGAUGCCGGAGAAGCUAAUUGGUUACCACAUAAUUAUGUUCUUUAUGAUGGAGCUUAUCCAAAUAGUUAUGGUAAGCAUUAUGCACAUUUUGCUUCUCGUUUUGGUUCUGCAGUUGAAAAUCGUUAUGGAAGUGGUACCCAACAAACUAAUUUCUUUACUAGAACUAUUGACCGUAAUUCUUAUUGGGAUAAAGAUGGGGGGUUGUCUACAUUAAUUCCUUGGGCAUUACAAUCAUCCCUUCACGGUUAUUAUUGGAAUUUGCCAGAUAUGAUAGGAGGGAAUGGACUUAAUCAUAAUGAAAGUAAUAUUCGUGGAGAGCCUCCGGAAGAGGAAUUAUAUAUUAGAUGGACACAAGCGAAUACUUUACUUUUAGCAAUGCAAUUCUCUUAUCCUCCUUGGCAUUCUAAAUAUGGGGGAGAGGUACUUAAUAUUGUUAAAAAGUCUCUCGAAAUUCGAAAGAAAUGGAUGCACUAUUCAAUUAAAAAUGUUAGAAAAUCUGUGGAAGAAAAAGUUCCCGUUAUUCGUCCAAUGUGGUGGGCAAGUGAUGACAAUGAAGCAUUAACAAUUGAUGAUCAAUUUAUGGUCGGAUCUGAUUUAGUUGUUGCCCCAGUAAUUAAAUCUGGCCAAAAAGCUCGAAAUGUUUACCUUCCUGAAGGUAAUUGGCGAAAUGGGAAUAAUGUUUCCGAAGUUGUUAAAGGCCCAACAACAAUUAAAGAUUAUCCGUCUCCAUUGGAUGUUCUUCCUCAUUUCUAUCGCACAGAUUCUGAUGACUCAGGCAAUGGUAGCUCCUCGAUUUUCGGAUCAUCUACAGGAUUAUUUAGUUUAAUAAUUUCGAUAAUAAUUUCUUUAUAUUUUUUAAAUUAA